Strongylocentrotus purpuratus (purple sea urchin) is the source of this 3647-nucleotide messenger RNA. Its product is annotated as cyclic AMP-responsive element-binding protein 3-like protein 4. Gene Ontology annotation, molecular function: RNA polymerase II cis-regulatory region sequence-specific DNA binding; DNA-binding transcription factor activity, RNA polymerase II-specific. Gene Ontology annotation, biological process: regulation of transcription by RNA polymerase II. Gene Ontology annotation, cellular component: nucleus. The transcript has 9 exons. The coding region runs from base 340 to 1704 and encodes 454 amino acids. The record is from RefSeq and is a predicted model, not a curated record. NCBI's taxonomy places the organism in Eukaryota, Metazoa, Echinodermata, Echinoidea, Camarodonta, Strongylocentrotidae.
AUGCAUUUGCAUUUUGCAGUGCUUGUUGACAUUCAUUUCAUUUCAUUUGUUGAUGUCGAUUUUACAAACCCAGUUGCAUGCAAUAUCUUGCUGAUUCUGGGCAUAAAAUUUCAAUGGCAUCUAUUGCUGCACUUUGUCAUCGGUUUGCAUUGAAUAAUUUUAGCGUAAAUACGUUGAAUACGGUUCACAAUUUUGUUACAUGUUGAUGUUUGACUUUGAUUUGAGUUUGAGUUUGCAAUGAAUGACCAACUCAUGAACAUGACUUUGACUCUUUCGAGUUUAACAUUAAUUAAGUAUUCAGCAUAUCUCCGAUAAGAAACCAUAGCAAGCAGAUUAGCCAUGUCUACUGGUAUAGAACAACUGGGACAGAUGUCUCAAAGACAGGAUAGACUGUCUACCUCGGAGGACUUGGACCUCUUGUUCGAUGGCAGAGAUCCGAUUCUCUCGGACGAAAUGAUCUUCAGUCUGGAUAUCAUCCAAGACAGUCAAGAUGGCGGCCUUUCCUUCGCUAACUCAUUUGAUCUGGACGAUACUGACAUUCUAGAGAGUCUGAUGAAGCCAGACGACACAACAGAAACCAACAUCGACUGCGUCCCCUCCCCGGACUUCCACCUCAGAUCACCCCUAAACAGCGACAGUGGAAUAUCCGAUGACCAGAGGUCACCUGCCAGCAGCCACGAGGGUGAGGGUCACGUGACUGACCUGACGCUAGAUAUGAUGGACAUGUCCACUUUCUUGGUGGGUUCCGAUGCCAUGUUGACCAUCGACACAGGGUCCACAACAGUAGACAGCUCUGGUAUGGAUAGUCCUGACAGUUUCACAGAUGCAGCUUUCACACACACUAUCUCUUCAUCACCUACUGGUUCAAGCAAGAACAUCUUACCGAUGACCCAGAAGGAUGUUUCUAUCUCAGAAAAGCUCCAUCCCAUGCUUGUAUUGAAUGAGGAGGAGAAGAGAUUACUGAAAGAAAUGAGCGUCACUCUCCCGACAGAUGUUCCUCUCACAAGGGAGGAGGAGAGGAGUCUCAAGACGGUGAGGAGGAAGAUCCGCAACAAGGCCUCCGCCCAGGAGAGCAGAAAGAAGAAGAAGGAGUACGUGGACGGCCUGGAGCACAGGGUGUCCACAUGCACCAAGCAGAACAGAGACCUCGUCAAGAGAGUCCAGGAGUUAGAGAACAACAAUCAAACACUUCUCGGUCAGCUUAGGAAACUCCAGAGCCUUGUUUCCAAGACCACAAGCAAAACGGCACAGGCCAGUACAUGUAUCAUGGUUCUGUUGAUGUCCUUUGCUCUCCUGGUAGCACCAAGGUACAACCCAUUCAACGGAGACUCCUCUAGCCUUGGGUCAUCUGCAGUCAAAGGUUCUGCACGUACUCUCCUACACAUCAAAGAACCUACUGAGUUUCCACUGGAUGAGGACAUCUCGCAGAGUCACUCGCCAAAGAUGAUCGUAAAAUCACUUAACGCGGCAAACACGUCACCUGCUUUUGAUGAGGAAGAGCGGAUGGAAGAAGACGUAGGAAUGAAGGACCCCGAGCUUUAUCUGUUGCCGGUUGCUGUGGAAACUGAAGAACAUGUGAAUAGGUCGGAUGUGCAUACGGUGCAGCUGGACGGACACGUGGAGCAACACACAGAAAACCAGGCAGAUCAGUACACGACGACAGUUGUGCAACGAAAAAUACACCUGGUCAACGAUGAGAUGUAGCGCUUGAAAGCCAAUAAAGACCUCAGUGACUUUCUUAUAUUGAAAGCUGAUAGUACAAGUACUGUAAAUGGAACUAUGAUGGAAGUCAGACACGGCAUGACACAAAGGCGCAAAGUAUUUGCUCCAGUCUUAAUUUUUGCUAGUUUUUACUGUUUUUUGAAACCACAAUGUCUUAGGAUCUGUGAAUGAAAGUACACCUGUAUUUUUUCAUGUAUUCAAGAUCAACCUAUCCCCUUUGCUCUUCUGUGGAUACCGUCAAACACUUCUUUAGCAAUGAUCCGUAUAGAAAGUCACCUGUCUAUAAAGACUGUACUUUAUGUUUCUCAUUGAACCUUGCGUUCAAGGAAACUUACCUGUCUAUAGAGACCACUUUUAGUGGUUCCCUUUGGCGGGUCUUUCUGUACAGUUUGAUUGUCAUCACAUCUCUACAAGUUGUUUGAAAUACUGAGCCAGUGAGCCUGUGAUGUUGUGCUUUUAGCUUGGUAGUUCACAAGGGAGUAACUACAUUUCUCAUGACACACAAAUUCUCCUUUGAGUACUGGUAUAUGUAUAAAUUACAGCAUGAAUGCUUGAGAAGCUGUAACUUGUAUGUAUCAGAGCAGUUAUGGACCACUUUCUAUUUGGAAACUUGUUUUAUUCACCUUGGGGGUUUAAUUUUCUCAAAGUUUUCACAAUCCCACAAUUUUCAAACUCCUGUAGCGUAAUUCAAAAUGAUGAUAAUUUUCGCACUUUCAGGUGUUUUCACAAUACACAAAUGUACCACUGAUACUCUCUUUAGAUUAUAUAGGUUCACAAUAGUUCACUUUAUUUAGGUUCAUUUUGAAACAGUAAUCUGGUCUUUAAUUGAUGUAGUACAGUUUCUCCUUAUCUAACUUAUCAUCACUUCUGUUGAUAAAAGUGCUCAUAAAUACAUGUACAUGUACAUGAACAAAUGAAGCAACCUAAACAAACUGUGUGCUUGAAAUAGUUAUCAAAUAAUGCUCAUGAGUAAUACAGUCAUGUCAUUGUUAAAAUACAGAAUGACAUACAAUUGUAUUUAAAAUCAUAGAUUCUUGUCUUGCGAGAGGACAAGAAAAAAUAUUAAAAUGCUAUGAAUCUAUUACAAAUUCAAACUGUUAAUCCCGUUCAAUCAUGCCAUCCAUUUCAGGUGCUCUUCAUCUAAUUAUUAAAAACUAGUUUUCUUUGCAGUCAUUAGGCUUCAAAUGGCCUUACAUUAAUUUGUGUCCUUGCCAGAAACUAGGAAUGGAAGUGUUAACACAACGUCCCAUAGUUAUAUGAUUCAUUUUGAAUGUUUUUAAAAUCUUAAAUGUGCAAUUACUUAUCAUUAUGCUUGGCCCUAAUGAUUAACUGUCCCUUAGGACUAUUUGGAAUAGGCCUACAUGUAGAUGUAUGAAGAGAGAUACCAAUAUCUACUAUGGUUGUUUGUACAUAUUUUCUGUAUAUGUUGAUGUAGAUAUAUUUUGCUACCAUGUUAAAACCUAAAUGGCUAUUUAAUUGUUAUGCGAUGUAAAAUAUACAUGUAAGUGUACACUUCAGAGAAAGAAAGUAUUUUAUAAAAAAUGGGAUUGGGGGGGGGGGGGGGGGGGAUACAUUAUAUCAAUGAGCAUGUAAUUUUCUCUCACCAGUUGAAGGUUUAUCAGUACUGUCUGUAUCUGCACAAUGCACAGAGAUUUUCUCCAUUUGAUAUUCAAACUUUUUACUGAAUGUGCUCCAAAAAGAUAAUAUCCUAUCCCAGUUUAUCAUGGUAAAAUCUACCUUUUCUCUUUUUUGUAGUAAGCAGUUGGAAUCUUCAGGUACAUGUUGUGAUCAUGUAUAAUGUAAGACUGCUUUCUAUGUUUAUAUUCUCAUCAUGACCCUCAAUUUUCAGGAAAUAAAUGUUAUAUGGCAGAAUAUUUGUAUCAGAAAAGACAGAUUUUGUAAAUAAAAUUGUGAGUAAAAUUAGA